Messenger RNA from Mytilus californianus (California mussel), 3553 nucleotides. RefSeq lists its product as uncharacterized. Lineage: Eukaryota; Metazoa; Mollusca; Bivalvia; Mytilida; Mytilidae. The transcript has 7 exons. Gene Ontology annotation, molecular function: DNA binding. The record is from RefSeq and is a predicted model, not a curated record. The coding region runs from base 83 to 1873 and encodes 596 amino acids.
AGGGAACCAGUUAUGCAUACCUAAUAAGGCGUUAAACCCUUCAUCUAUGAACGAACAGUUUGAUAUGUAAACAGUAUCCAUCAUGAUUGAUCUAAGUAAAAUAAAGGAAGAUUUUUCUGUACUGGUAAAGGAGGCUCAACCAUGGACCCUUACUCAGUUUGUCAUGUGGCUGGACCUCAAAUUGUCAGAGUUCAAGAUUAAAGGAUACAUGGUCUUAGAUCAUAAUAUCAAGACUAAACCAAAGUGGUUGAUAGAAGACAAUAUUUCUGGUGAUAUAACCCCAAGUCCAGCACCAUGUCAAAAUUGUAAUAAACCAAGACGUGAGGAAAGACAAUUUUAUUCUGAUAUUCAUGCAUCUCCAUCUGAGCUACAGUAUAGGACUGUUACAAAAAAUGCUUCUGACAAUUCUCAGCAACAGUUACAAGAUGACACAAGUAUUCGAGGAGAAGUUGGAAUUAUUGAUUUAUCAGAUGGAAUAGCACAGAGAAAAAAUAAUAAUCAAACAUCAGGAAGAACUGAAAAUAUUCAAGUUCAAAGUUAUAGACAACUUUCUUCACAUGAUUAUCACAUGGGAGAAAAAGAAUCAAAUUUUCAAAAAAGUGAAAAACGGCCACGGCCAGAAGUCAUAGAAAUAGACGCUCCGUCGCCACAAGAGAAACGUUUCAUUUCAGGAUCUAAAUCAUUUCAAAAGACCAGCACACCAGUAACAAGUCCUCGUGUCUUACACAAACCUAAAAAUAGACAAUCAUUAUCAAUGGGAACAGCUAUAUAUACAUCUACAUCAUCAACAACCACACCUACUUUCUCAACUAGUUAUUCAAUGUCUACACAAAGAAGUGCUCAGUCUAACAGGAACUAUGCUCUUGGAGCACCACCCGUUACAUCUAAUGCUUUCUCAACGUCAACAAACUUAUCAGACUUUCAGAAUCUGGAAAAAUUAAUUGCACAGACUAGCCAAUACAAUGAAUCACUUACAUCCCAUAAUAUUCUGCCGUCUGGUGUUUUAGAACAACCUAAAGGAUUUGGUAAUUCUCUGGGGCACCGACAACCAUCACAAGUUAGUGUAGCGGAGCCUCAAAACAGUUUUGGACAGUCUACUUUUAGUGAUAUUAACAUACAACCAACUAGCUUUAGUGAUACUGUCGCAGAUCAGUCCCAUUCACAGUUUACUAUUACUACUAACCAAGAACAGAACUUAUAUAAUCCCCAAAGUGAAGCCGUUCCAGUGGCUCUCCAUGUUAUCAAUAGAGAAAAUUCUGUUGGAUCGGUACCAUCUACGUCAGAUAUUACUGAAAUCAAAAUUGAAUCAGAUUCAGAGGACAAUGUGAACGAUUCAGUUUUAACAGAUGCAAGCCUUGCAAGUAUAUCACAACCAUCAUUAAUGGACACACUACCAGACUCACAGCAGCCUUUACAAAGUCAAUCACAGUCCUUUGCUGAAGAGCCUGGAGGCCUCCCUAAACAAGGUUUAGUGGACCCAGAAACGGCCAAAGCAUAUCAGAUGGUUGAAUUGGUCAAUGGCAGUGGUGUUUAUGUAUUUGAUAAAAACAUUCAGCAAGCAUUUAAAGUAGGAGCAGAGAGUCAAACUGGAACAUACAGUGGAGAAAAAAUGGCUCGAUAUCUUCUAAAUGUAUUCUGGUCAAGGAAAGAAUUGGUUGGUGCUACAUUGUCUAAAGCUGGACGAGGGAAGAAAAUUUUAAACCAACAAAUAAUAGAGGCCAUUCUAGAUUUUUGUCAAAGAAACAGUCGUCAUGCCAAACCAGCUGUCAAAGCUGUUCUUCAUCACAAGAUUUCUGCAACAAACUUUCGUGAAAAACAAAAAAAUAUUGUUUUGUUAAGAAAAAUUAAAAGUUCUCUACAGGAGGAGUUGUGAAGUCUAAUUUUUCUAAAAUUCAUAUUUUUGUCAAAGCAACAGUCGUCAUCGCUUACCAGCUAUCAAAACUGUUUUACACCACAAGAUCUCUGCUUCAAAUUCUUAUGAAAAACAUAGAAAUAUUAUUAAGAUGUACAAUAAAAAAAUACAGGAGCAAUCAGCUGUAUCAGAUUCAGAUGAAGACUAGUGUUUUACAUGAUAUUAGCUGCUGCUUUUGGUUGGAUAGAAAAACAAAAACAAACUAAAAGACACAGAAGAUGAUUUGAUAAUUUGUGUCGUUUUAGAUUUUUGUAAUGGAAACAGUAGUCAUUCAAGAUCAGCCAUUAAAACAGUGCUACACCGCAAGAUGUCUGCAAUUGAUUCAAGAGAAAAACAGAAAAAAAUUGAACAGGAAACUGCAAAUGCAAUGAAACAUUUUUAUAAUUGAAAUUUCAUUUAUAAUGAACUUGAUUGUAUUUGAAAAGCUAUGUUGUCUGUAAAGGAGCACAGAUAUUGCUUUUAAAUGUACAAUUGACUCUCGUAAUGUUUAACUCUUUUAUGUCAAAAUUCUUAUUAUCUGAAAGUAAUAUAUUUGUCCCAGUUAAUAUAUAUUUGCAUUAGAUUUAAUCCUGAUAUCUCAAAUUCAUGCAAAUUUUUCUGAAAUUUGAUUGGACUGACAAAAAUAUCUCAAUUUUAUUUUGUCAGUCUGAUCAACUUUCAGAUAACGUUUAACAUCAAUGGUAAUUCAAAUGUAUGUUCAGAAAGAGAGUAUGUUGAUUUGAGAUGAAUAAGAAUUCUGCUUUGUAAAAGACAUUUGGAACUGGAUUUUAAUGUGUUCGUUCAUUAUGUAACAGUCCACAGAAAGACUUGCCACACUACCUGGACACAUGAUUCUGACUCAAGUCAUUUCUCUUACUCAUAAAUGUUGCUUGCUUAGUGGACAAAUACGAAAUACCAAUUUUCAAGUCUUUGGUUUGACACAGCCAGGAAUAGAUCCCACUACCUGCUGCUCUGGAGGCGAGCACAUUACCAUAUGCUUAAUGAUGGGGUUUUCAGAAUCGACUGUACUUGAUUUGCUCGACUCUUUUAGUAAAACUGCAUUGGUGACCAUCAAUAGCCUAAAAAUACUGCACUACUUUAUAGUUUCUAACACUAAAUGGCCAUGUAUGAAAUUUCUGUUGCAUUUUUCUAAGAAAGUACAAACAAGUGCUUACUACAAUUUGUUAUCCAGCUUAAUUUGAACAGGCUGUACCGUGUAAUGUAUUUUCAAAUCCAUUGCUCUUAAUUUUCUUGCUUAUCUAACACUUAAUGUUGGGGUAUCAUAAACUCAUCAUAGAUACCAGGGUUAAAUCGUCAUUAGUUAGCAAUAGCUAACAGUUCUACUUGUGAAAUUGGGACAAGUAAAUUAUAAAAUUUUAGAAUGUUGUUCUUUUAUUUUGUUUUAGCAGAUUUGUUUUGCCAUUUCAAUUUUUCGCUCAUUUUCAGAUUCAUCGAAUAUGAUAUAUGAUUGGUGUUUUUUAAUGUUAUACACUUAAUAUAUCUAUAAUUACUUUUAAACUUUUUCAUAUUGUCAUAAUUGUAGUUUAUGAGAGAUUUAUGUAUCAAUUAUAAUGAAUCAAAGCUGUAUGUACAUAUGACAACAUUUCUAACAUAUUGUAAAUUGUGGAUUAUCAAUUCAGUAAAUAAAAGGCAUAUAGAACU